Messenger RNA from Rhopalosiphum maidis (corn leaf aphid), 723 nucleotides. Its product is annotated as regenerating islet-derived protein 4-like. The transcript is spliced from 3 exons. NCBI's taxonomy places the organism in Eukaryota, Metazoa, Arthropoda, Insecta, Hemiptera, Aphididae. Bases 148 to 678 code for a protein of 176 amino acids. The record is from RefSeq and is a predicted model, not a curated record.
UGAUCUAAACACGCCCGAAGGUUGAAUAAUGAAUAAAAAACCGUAAUACUGGGAAGUCCAUGGAAAUAUUUUAGUAUUAAAGUGUAACUGAUCUCGUAAAGAACAACGUUUCUUAAAAUUUUUUUUUUACUUUUUUUCAAACUAAAAAUGAAUUUUAAAAUAUUAGCCGAGUUAAAAAUUGUUUUUCUUUAUUUAAUAAUGAUUGUUACAUGUUAUAUAUGUGAAUCAAAAUUGGUGUACAAUUGUCAAAAAGGAUUUUCAAAAUUUGGAAGUAACUGUUAUUAUUUAAGUAAGGAAACUGUAACGUGGCAAGAAGCUUUUUUUGAAUGCAAAUAUUUGGCAAAAGGAAGUAAACUUGUUGUGCUUGCUAAAGAAGUGGAGGAUCAUAAUAUUCGAAAGUUUUUAAAAUAUAGAAGAAAUGAAACAAAAGAAAGAUGGAUAGGUGGCAUUUAUGAUUGGAGCCAAGACCAAUGGAAAUGGGCCACAUCAGGACGUAAAAUUCGAUACAAUAGAAUUGAAACAAUACAACAUUUAGACAAUGACAGAAAUGAUCAAUGGCAGUGUUUAUCACUAAAUCCAAAUAAUGAUUAUGCAUGGAAUGCACAAAGUUGCUUACAAAAAAAAAACUUUAUAUGUGAAGCUAAACCUCAACCAGAAUGUAUAAACAUUACAGUUUAAGAGCAAAUAUAAUAUUCAUUCAAAAAAAAAAUAUAAUAACAUUUU